Molecule: messenger RNA, 3555 nt
Organism: Hypanus sabinus (Atlantic stingray)
Lineage: Eukaryota; Metazoa; Chordata; Chondrichthyes; Myliobatiformes; Dasyatidae
Gene: kcnj12a
Product: potassium inwardly rectifying channel subfamily J member 12a
Exons: 1
Coding region: 16-1314 (432 amino acids)
Biological process (GO): regulation of monoatomic ion transmembrane transport; potassium ion import across plasma membrane
Cellular component (GO): plasma membrane
Molecular function (GO): inward rectifier potassium channel activity
Source: RefSeq, a predicted model, not a curated record
CUCCUGUGGACAGGAAUGACUGGUGCCUGUGACAACCGUUACAGCAUUGUGUCCUCUGAAGAAGACGGACUGAGGUUGACAACCAUGCCAGGAAUCAAUGGCUACGGCAAUGGGAAGAUCCACACGAGGAGGAAGUGCCGCAGCCGCUUUGUGAAGAAGAAUGGGCAGUGCAACGUGCAGUUCGCAAACAUGAGCGACAAGCCACAGCGGUACAUCGCUGACAUCUUCACCACGUGCGUGGAUGUGCGCUGGCGAUAUAUGCUGCUGAUCUUCUCUCUGGCAUUUCUCGUUUCAUGGUUGGCCUUCGGCUUGGCCUUCUGGCUCAUCGCUUUGAUCCAUGGAGACCUGGAAAAGCCCCUGGGUGAUGAGAACUUUAUCCCGUGUGUCUCGCAGGUGAAUGGAUUUAUUGCUGCCUUCCUUUUUUCUAUCGAAACUCAGACAACCAUUGGAUAUGGGUUUCGCUGUGUGACUGAGGAGUGUCCAUUGGCCAUCUUCCUGGUGGUCUUCCAGUCUAUUGUAGGUUGCAUUAUAGACUCGUUCAUGAUUGGAGCCAUAAUGGCAAAGAUGGCACGGCCAAAGAAGCGAGCCCAGACCUUACUCUUUAGCCACAAUGCUGUGAUAGCCAUGAGGGAUGGCAAGCUCUCCCUUAUGUGGCGAGUUGGAAACCUGAGGAAAAGUCAUAUUGUUGAAGCACACGUCAGGGCUCAGUUAAUCAAACCACGGAUCACUGAGGAAGGAGAGUACAUUCCCCUUGACCAGAUUGAUAUUGACGUGGGUUUUGAUAAAGGGUAUGAUCGCAUAUUCUUGGUUUCCCCUAUAACUAUCCUGCAUGAAAUUGAUGAGUCAAGUCCACUGUAUGGCAUCAGCAAGCAGGACCUGGAGGUGGCUGAUUUUGAGAUUGUGGUAAUCCUUGAAGGCAUGGUGGAAGCCACGGCAAUGACCACGCAGGCACGCAGCUCGUACCUGGCCAGCGAGAUCCUCUGGGGUCAGCGAUUUGAGCCAGUGCUCUUUGAGGAGAAGGACCAGUACAAAGUUGACUACUCACAUUUCCAUAAAACCUACGACGUCCCCACAACACCCUCUUGCAGUGCCAAGGAUCUGAUGGAGAGCAAGUUCCUCGUUCCCAGCACAAACUCCUUCUGCUAUGAGAAUGAGUUAGCUUUCAUGAGCCGGGACGAGGACGAUGAGGGUGAGGAUGAUGGCAGCAGGAUGUUGGAAAACCCCAGUCCCAACAGCAGCCGACAUGAAUUUGACCGGUUACAGGCAACGUUAGCUUUGGAUCAAAGGUCGUUCAGAAGGGAGUCGGAAAUAUGACCUUUGACUGUUACUGUGACCCUUUUGUCAAAAUAAGCAAUGGGAUUCUGAUCAUCAUGAGUGCCAUAAAUGAAGGUACAGCAUAGAAAUCGGUGAAAAUUUGAUUGUAAAGGUGGAGGGAAUUCUCAACAAUGAAGCUGAAUGAUUGCUGCAAUGCAACAGAAUGGGUUAGCAUUCAAUGUGAGCAAGAUAGAAUUAUUAUCGUCAAGAUUUUAAGAGAUUAUGUAAUAUUAACAAUUACCUUUGCAAUGGAUUUAGACAUUAAUGUAGGAAGUCAAGUAACUGGUUACAGCAAGAUUUUGGAUGUGAAGUCCUUUAGAAUGUGUGCAACCAUGAGCUUUAAGGAGAAUAGAUCUAGAAUAAAACCAUGAUGUUUAGACUUGCAAAUAGGCCAUUCAACUUGUCAGACCAGACUUAAUGCUCCUUAGGGUUUUCUUCACCAUUUGACAUUUUACUUGAAAGGAAGUAUUUUUGUGUCCGCUGGCAAAUGAACAGAGAGCAGAGAUGGAAUUACCAAGCAUCAAUGCACAUCAAGUUAGCCACACAGAGCGUGUGUGGCUUGAAGCUGGCCCGCACAAUUACCUGUGCACUUAACUAGUGUGAAGAGCUAGACAUUGUACGAGGUGAAAAUUGCACAAAGCCCCUGAGGUGUGUAAAAAAAAGGUAUCAUUCGCACGCGAAUUGUCACAUGAAUGUCGCUCAAGCAGAGUACAUUUUUGUAAAAUCAAAGAUCUUUAUCUUUAAAUACAAAUUACUUCAUAAGAUAUCAUUGUACAGACUUAGCUAGACUGAGUUCUAUUAUAUAUAAUGUAUAGACCUAGCUAAGAAGAAAGAUGUUCCCAUAUAUUUUAUAUAUACACAAUACACAAAAGCAAACUCCCAAAUACACAUCCAUUUAUUGGUACUUUUACAGACAGACAGGCCAGCACACAUUCAUGAACUAUCUGCCCACCUACAUUUACAUAAAGGCACACAGAGUUACACAUACACUCGCACACUGUAUAAUUGGGAAAAAUGAUGUUACAUACUGUAUAGACCUAGCCGGCAUGAGUGCUAUGGUUAAUUACUAUCAGGGAAUAAAUUAAAGGAAAUGUCUCAAGGUAGAGUGUUUCUCCACAAGACAGAAAUAGGAAGAAUAAAGCUCCAAGGAUCCAUUCCAAGUCUGCAUUGAUGGUAAAUGGGAGCUUUCGUUUCAGAACUGAUAUAUUGUCAGAGCCUUACAGCAGGCUUUUAGUGGAGCUCCAUACUAAGAACUGAACCCAACAAAAUAACUCACAUAAUAUCCUUAUCAGAAUUUUGAUUAAUAUUCUUUUUUUACAAAAAUGCCAAAUUGCAUGGAAACUCUCUGCUCGGAUAUUUCUUCUCUGCCGGCAGUUCUGCCAUCAUCAGCAGUGAGGUGGGCAAUUAGUUACCCCAGGGCAUCCUCAGAGGCAAGAGGACACCAGCUGCUGAAAGGCCUGAGAUAUGGUCUAUAGCCAUGGGGGGAGGAGAGGGGUAAAUCUUAUGGUGCACAUUUCCCCACCAGCUUUGAGGUCCACCAAAAUGGACUGACGUUCAACUUCCACUGAUUUUAUUUUUAAAGGAUUAUUCUCAGAAUGAGCAUCACUGGUAUUAAUUGUCCAUCCCCAAUUACUCUUCAGAAGCUGGUUGCAAGUUUUCUUAUGCUGAUGCAACCAGUGGGUGAAGGUGGUCCCACAGUCACUGUGGAGAGGCUUCAGAAUGCACAGGCCCUCUUGUAAAGAGCAUCCUCUGAAAUUUCAGGUGGGUGAUGCAUGAAUGGGGCAGUACUUUUAACUUCAAGGUACUCUUUCCUGCCAGGGUUUUCCAACCUCUUCUAGCUUUUGUUGAUUAGUGGCACUCUUUAGCAUUUGCCAUGCCUUCUGAGAAGGCACUGUCUUUGACACCUGUUGUGUGAAAUCCUUGUACCUACUAUAGGGGUGUGAUACCACAGGAACGUUUGUGGCGUGUCUCACACUAGGUAACCAUGGUGACAGCAUCAUCAGCUUCUCUGCUGCAGCCUUGCACUUGUGAGACUGUAUUAAUUGCUUUGACCAUCAAUUAUGCUAGACAACCUCCUUGUUUUGGAUGUAGCCAAUAAGCUUAACCCAGUGUUCCUGUUACUUUAAUUUCUUUCCUCUUUAAUUUUUGCGAUACGUCUCAGCAUAGAAGCUUGUGAUUAAAAAUGGUAUUUCUCUUAAAGGGAUAAGGUGAACUUUGACCUCUGUGGAAGUCUUCCUCUUC